This is a messenger RNA of Helianthus annuus (common sunflower), 1163 nucleotides long. Its product is annotated as acyl-protein thioesterase 1 homolog 1. Gene Ontology annotation, molecular function: hydrolase activity. The record is from RefSeq and is a predicted model, not a curated record. Lineage: Eukaryota; Viridiplantae; Streptophyta; Magnoliopsida; Asterales; Asteraceae. The transcript has 9 exons. The coding region runs from base 191 to 952 and encodes 253 amino acids.
GUGUGUAACUGGUGUAGACAUAGCUGAUGAUUAAGAUCAUGUGUUUCCAACAGAUUUAUGUAAUUUCCCACUACCCUGGUAUUGUUAUAAAUAGAUACAAACGACCCUUCGAUUCUAUCGCAAGGACCUUUCUGGUUUGUUUCAAAUAUCUUUGAAAGCUAUAAAUAUAUAAUAUAAGGGUUGAAGACCAAUGAGUUACAACAGCUCUAAUCGCGAUUCAGGAAGUAGAAAUGCUAGAAGAAAUGUGCAUGACUUUGGAAGGACUUUUGUGGUGAUGCCCAAAGAAACUCACACAGCAACUAUUGUUUGGUUACAUGGCAUUGGUGAAAAGGGCUCAAGUUGGACUCAGAUCUUGGAAACAUUUCCUCUUCCAAAUGUCAAAUGGAUCUGCCCAAGUGCGCCAAGUCGACUAUUAACACUAUAUGGUGGAUAUCCUUGCACAGCGUGGUUCAAUAUCGCAAGCAUGUCAGAAGACGCAUGUGAUGAUUUGGAGGGCUUGGAUGCUUCAGCAACACAUGUUGCAAAUCUUUUGAUUAGUGAGCCUGAUGAUGUUAAACUAGGCGUUGCAGGCUUCAGCAUGGGUGCAUCUGUCGCUCUCUACUCUGCAGCGUGUCGAGCUAUUGGGCAAUAUGGGAAUGGAAACCGAUACCCCAUCAAUCUUAGUGCUGCUGUCGCACUCAGUGGUUGGCUUCCAUGUUCCAGGACUUUAAGGAAUAGAGUGGGAGCGUCACAAGAAGCUGCAAGGCGCGCAUCGUCGCUACCUGUUUUGCUUUGUCAUGGUCAAGUUGAUGAUGUGGUCGAGUACAAACUUGGUGAGAAAUCUGCACAAACUAUGUAUUCUGCUGGAUUUCAGAAUUUAACAUUUCAGACAUAUAAUGGGCUUGGUCAUUAUACAAUCCUAGAAGAGAUUAACGAUGUUUGUUGUUGGCUUAACGCUUAUCUAGGGGCUUGAUGAUUAGAAAGAGGAAGGGAGAGGGGAUGAGGGUGGAUAAUUGUAUUAUACUAUAUAUGUUGUAUAAGAGCAGGUUCGAUGUAUUAUCGUGCUAACAAGUUUGCAAAGUUCGAUUUGGCCUACAAAUCGAAAUAGAUGUGUUAACAUAAAAAAUAUUCUUACAUCAUAAAACAACCCCCACUUAUGUUUUAUAUGAGAUGGGGUAACCGUA